UCACUCAUUCGUGAGGGGCAUGGCAUGUUCUUCGGAUUUCCCAUGCAGAAAGAGGAGGAGCCGAAGGUCGAGGCGGCGAACGAGUUACCUCACGGAGACCACCUGCAAGAAAGGUAUCGAGUGCAGCGACGACAGAGCUCCGUCGCAUCCGACGAGCCCGUCCUCCAAGUGGAAAACCAGUGGGGCGAGGCGUCCCUGGAAGAGGAGGAGGAGGAGGAGGGGAUGAAGGCGGGGUACCGGAAGGCGAGGUUGGGGUGUCUGCUGGCCGUGGCGUACUCGGCGAACAUCGGAGGGACGGGGACGCUCAACGGGAGUGGGCCCAAUCUCGUUCUCAAAUCCGUUCUCGAUGGGUAA
Molecule: messenger RNA, 354 nt
Organism: Darwinula stevensoni
Lineage: Eukaryota; Metazoa; Arthropoda; Ostracoda; Podocopida; Darwinulidae
Source: the annotation of a GenBank genome assembly